CCGCCCCGCUCCGUCAAACCGGCGAACCGUCACAGCGCCGGAGAGGCGAGGAGAGCGCGCCCGCUGCUCCCCGGCGCUGCCCGGUGCGGCCCCGUCCAGCCGCCGCGCAAGGAUGCUGGUGAAGGCGGAGGUCCUGGCGCCGCCCGCCGAGGACGAGCUGCUGCUGCUGGGGCUGGGCUCGCCCGCCCCCUCGCCCUCGCUGCCGUCCAGCGCCGAGGAGGAGGAGGAAGAGGAGGAGGAGGAGGAGGAGGAGCUGCGCGCCGCCCCGCCGGCUCGCCCCGUCGAGGCUCCGGGCGGCCGCGGGCUGCGGCGGGCGGAGGGCAAGCGGCGGCCGGGGCGCUCCCGCGGCGCCCCGCGGGCGGCGCGCACGGCGGAGACGGCGCAGCGCAUCAAGCGGAGCCGGCGGCUCAAGGCCAACAACCGCGAGCGCAACCGGAUGCACAACCUGAACGCGGCGCUGGACGCCCUCCGCGACGUGCUGCCCACCUUCCCCGAGGACGCCAAGCUCACCAAGAUCGAGACGCUCCGCUUCGCCCACAACUACAUCUGGGCGCUCACCGAGACCCUGCGGCUGGCCGGGGCGGCGCGGCUGGGCCCCGACGGGGCGGCGGCGGUGCCCGCCGAGGGCAGCCCCUCGCCCGCCUCCUCCUGGAGCGGCGGCGCCGCCAGCCCCGCGCCCUCCGCCUCCCCGUACGCCUGCACUUUAUCGCCCGCCAGCCCCGCGGGCUCCGCCUCGGAUCCCGAGCACUGGCCCGGCCGCUUCGCCCCGGGGCCGCCGCUGCCCCGCCGCUGCCUCUAGCCCGGCCCGGCGCUGCCGGGGCUCCCCCGGGGCGGCGGCGGCAUCUGCCCGCUUCCCAGGGCAGGGCGGGCUGUGGGAACGGCACCUGCCAAACCAAACUUUCCGUCUCUCUCUCUUUCUCUCUCUCUCGCCGAUGUGCACUUUGUCCAGCUUUCCCAGAUCUAUCACCGCGGGGCUUUUGUGUGUGUGUGUCGCCCCCCUUUCCCCGCUCCCCUCUUUGCCAUCUGUCCCUUAUGAUUUAUAGGCGGGGGGGGGGGGGGUGUGCGAAGCGAGGGGGGGGCAAAAAAAAAGUAAAUUGUUUUGUUAGGGGUCCAGGUUAGAAGUCAUUGUAUAAUUUGUAGGCUUUGUGAGGGCUGAAUGCAAGCGUGGAAAUUUGGGCUGAACUCUCUAUCAAAAGGGAAAAAAAAAUCGGGAGGGGGGGAAUGGGGAAGGAUCUCCUCAUACAUUAUUUAUUUCGACCUUUAGGGGACAAGGAACUCCCCCCUUCUUUCAGGAGAUUAAAAAUAAAUCAACAGACUGAAAACCUCAACAGACACGGAACAUUACAGCGAUCAGCCACACACGUGUUCACAUUUAUUUAUUAUAAAGACAGAUUUCAUGGAAAAUAUGUAUUUUUUGUAUAAUUUACAGAGUUUAUUCUAGUAUGUAUUUACAGCUGAAGAGCAAAGGGAUUGUCCUUGUGAUAAAAUAUAAAUAAAAAGCUCUAAUUUUCGUAACUUUGGGGUUUGCUGCUUUUUCUGCGUUAUGUGCCAGCGGCUGGGAAUGUCCUUGUCUCUGGUGAAACCAAGGGCCUGCUGUCACCGGGCCCAUGGUGUUUCUAACGCUGUUUCUUUGGGAAGGAGGGGGAAGUUCGGUGGAAGUUUACUGAUCAUUCACCUUUGGCUCUCAGUACAGAAGAUGCUGACAGCAAACGCGGGAUGGAUGGAUAAAGAGUUAUACACUUCAGGCCGAUGGAUUUCACCAACAGGGCCCUAGGAAAUAAACGUUGUUGAGCUAAAAACGCACGGGUUAGAAGAGGAAGAAUUUCCUCUCUGCGAGUGAGGGUCAGACGAAUUCCGGGUCGCAGGCGGUUCCAGCGGGCUCGGUUCAGCGUGCACAGCACACAGCCGGGGAUGUCACC
Messenger RNA from Passer domesticus (house sparrow), 1919 nucleotides. It is a transcript of the gene NEUROG2, whose product is annotated as neurogenin 2. The transcript has a single exon. Gene Ontology annotation, molecular function: E-box binding; protein dimerization activity; DNA-binding transcription factor activity, RNA polymerase II-specific. NCBI's taxonomy places the organism in Eukaryota, Metazoa, Chordata, Aves, Passeriformes, Passeridae. Gene Ontology annotation, cellular component: nucleus. Gene Ontology annotation, biological process: axon development; forebrain development; sensory organ development. The record is from RefSeq and is a predicted model, not a curated record. The coding region runs from base 113 to 799 and encodes 228 amino acids.